Podospora pseudocomata is the source of this 2101-nucleotide messenger RNA. RefSeq lists its product as uncharacterized. Lineage: Eukaryota; Fungi; Ascomycota; Sordariomycetes; Sordariales; Podosporaceae. The transcript has 2 exons. The coding region runs from base 491 to 1936 and encodes 481 amino acids. The record is from RefSeq and is a predicted model, not a curated record.
UGGUUGCGUAAGUACCGCUUCUUUUGCCGGGCAGCACCCCCUUCCUCAAAUCAGAUGCGGUGUCUCCCUGUAAGGGUGAGCAUGGUCUCUCUCUACAUGGGGGGCGAUCGAUGGCUUCGGAGCAAGAGUCGCCGCGGGUUGAGGUCUUGUCAACGUUCAACCUGGGAUUUGAAGUCUUGGGAGACCCCGCAGGUCCAAACAUGCGACUUUCCCCAGAUUUUGAUACUGUUUGUUUCCUUCUCGCUAGACCCCGUGUGCCAUUCGUCUUGUACGCUACCUGCCGUCUCUCUUUCCUGGGACAGAGGUGUUGAUGACAUCGUUUUCACAUCGCCGUGCUGGUUCGGGAACAGCGCGGGAGAAGAGCAACCACAUGUUCAACACUAUGCAUCUUUGAUGUACAUCUUUUUUUUCCUUGCCUGGGCUAGGUUGUGGUGAAGAAAUCCUUCUCUCCGCAGAUUCAAGCGACGAUAGACGAGAUCAAACCGACACGAUGCUCGAAAAGCGCUUCAGUAUCCCGAUGUCCAAACCAAUAUCUCUCCCAAUACACACAUCCUCGAAUCGAAUGAAGAUGAAAAUAAAACACCGACAAAAGCGACGAAUAACACAAAUAACACUCAUCGCGGGUGGAAUCCUCGUGUUUUACUGCUUUGUGUUUCUCUGGAGGACACCAUCACCAUCAUCGUCGUCGUCGUCGUCGUCGUCUUUGAAGCCAGCACUUUCCAAACAACUAAGCCAAAGACCGCCACCCCCAGAGCUGCUCAACAAUCUUUCCCUAGACGAAGACCAAUGCAAUGCUGCCUUCCCAGGCCUCACCAAAGAAAUCGACGAUGCCGUCGCCAAGGGUCCGUUCACCAUGAAGAGAUACUCCAACAACCAAGGCCCAUUACAAGGAAGGAUAAAAGACGGGCAAAUCUACAUCAUCCACGCCCAGCGACGAAAAGAUCUGUCACAAGAAAUGUCAAACUCCCGCACCGCCUCCCUCCACCAACUCAACCGCGCCCUCCUCACCUCCCCCUCCCCCCUCCCAAACACCCUCUUCACCCUCAACUUCCAAGACACCCCCUUCGGCACAGCCUGGUCCUACUCCCGCCCCGCCUCCUCCCCCAUCUUCCCCCCCAAAUCCCCCUCCCCAACCAACACCCAACAACAACGCCUCUUCCUAAUCCCCCACUUCUCCUUCUGGUCCUGGCCCCUCCCCUUCAUCCGCUCCCUCCCCCACGCCGCCUCCCUCAUCACCUCCCUCGAAUCAACCCUCCCCUUCCCCUCCAAAAUCCCCAAAGCCGUCUGGCGCGGAACAACCUGGUUCAACUCGGUCCUCUCCCCUCACCUCCGCCAAAACCUCCUCCAAACCACCCGCCCCCACCCCGAAAUCUUCGACGUCCAAAAGUUAGAGUGGACAGGCAAAAACCGCAACGCAACCAACGCCUUGCCCAUCCAGGACUUUUGCCGCUACAAAUACGUCAUCCACACCGAGGGAAUCGCCUACUCGGGCCGGUUUCAAUUUCUGCAAAUGUGCCAGAGCGUCGUUUUGACGCCCCCCAUUCUCUGGAUGCAGCACACCACCCAUCUUGUGAGACCCGUUUACAGUGGGGAGUUGACCGGCAAGAGAUGGGAGACGACUGAACGAGUCAAGGGCGCUUGGGGGACGGGUGUGGACGCGAGGGAGGCGAAUAUUGUUUUUGUCAAGCCUGACUGGUCUGAUCUGGAGGAGACGGUGAGGUGGUUAGAAGAAAACCCAGAGGUUGCCGAGGGGAUCGCCACCAGGCAGAGGGAGCUGUUUGUCGGAGGGGGGUAUUUCUCCAAAGCGGCCGAGGCGUGUUACUGGAGGGCGUUGGUGACGGGGUGGGCAAAAGUUGUGAGGCCCGAGGGAGGGGAGGAGGCCUGGGAGGAGGGAAUGCCGUUUGAGGAAUUUAGUCUGACGAAUUCGUUCGAGUGACGAGAUUUGCUGGUGAUGAAGUUCCUGUACAUACAAGGGAUGAUGAUUGGCGUUUUGGUUGGCUUCUCUGGAUUGGUUAUCUCUCGUACCUAUCCUAACCGUAAAUAUAAACCCUGUUUUCGCUUGCUUGAAAGAAACAAUGUCUCUGUUUCGUUGGAAGAAGAA